Molecule: messenger RNA, 783 nt
Organism: Colletotrichum destructivum
Lineage: Eukaryota; Fungi; Ascomycota; Sordariomycetes; Glomerellales; Glomerellaceae
Exons: 2
Coding region: 77-697 (206 amino acids)
Source: RefSeq, a predicted model, not a curated record
UCUUCUCCACCUCGGCAUGAUUGAAUGACAUGGGCGUUGUCGCCAGCUGCUUCCUCCUCCUCCUAUCUUUAUAGACAUGGCUCGAUUCUCGGAUGACGAUGUUGUUUCCUGGCUCCGUCAGAUUCCGCCGCAACACUCCUCUCCAUCCCGCAAUCCGUCUUGCCAGCGAUCUUCGCGGCACAAGAGACGAAGACUCGAGGGGCCCCCGUCUCCGCCGCCGUCGAUAUCGCCGUCCGGAUCCGGGCAAAACCCGCUCUUCACUAUUACGCCCCCUCUUCACGCGACUCAGCCGGCCUCGAGGUCGCCCUAUUCCGCCAUGUCGACACCGACCCCGAAACGAAAGCGAAAGGCCUUGCCGACAGCCAGAAGCGCGACGGCGGGCGAUGACGAGGUCGACGACCUACAGACACCAAGGCCUUUCCGAAUGCACCCCCCAUCGCUGCCGCCCAGCGAGAGCGAGAGCUCCAACUCGGAGGCGACCUCUGCGUCCGGCAACUCAUCGCCAACCAAUGAACUCUCCAAGUUGGAGCUCGGCCAGUCGCGUAUCACCACGCGUGUUCUCGAUGCGCGCGCUCAGGGCAUUCCCAAGGAGCUUGUCGCUCUGCUGAGUGACGUUAACAAGAUCACAAUGCAUCGUGGAUACAUCCCGCAGUACCUCGAGCCCGCCUUGUCCAGUCUCGACGACGACAACCCUUAAACAAUGCUUGCGCACAUGCAGUCCAUCGUUGCCGCCAGUUGGGAUGCACAGGAAACACUACAAGUAGAGAGUGCCUGGAACAUAAU